CCCGCGCAGCCCCUAAGCUGGAGGGAUGGAGAACUCCUCCGCUGCGUCCGCCUCAUCCGAGGCUGGGAGCAGCCGCUCCCAGGAGAUCGAGGAGCUGGAGCGCUUCAUUGACAGCUACGUGCUCGAGUACCAGGUGCAGGGGCUGCUGGCCGACAAGACGGAGGGGGACGGCGAGAGCGAGCAGACGCAGUCGCACAUCUCCCAGUGGACAACAGACUGCAGUGAGCAGCUGGACAGCAGCUGUUCCUUCUCCCGAGGCCGAGCUCCCCCACAGCAGAAUGGCAGCAAAGACAACUCUCUGGACAUGCUGGGCACAGAUAUCUGGGCAGCCAACACCUUUGAUUCCUUCAGUGGUGCCACCUGGGACCUGCAACCCGAAAAGCUAGACUUCACCCAGUUCCACCGGAAGCUGAGACAUACGCCCAAGCAGCCCCUGCCGCAUAUCGACCGGGAAGGGUGUGGAAAAGGGAAGCUAGAAGACGGGGAUAGCAUCAACCUGAACGACAUCGAGAAGGUUCUCCCAGCCUGGCAGGGCUACCACCCGAUGCCCCACGAAGUGGAGAUCGCCCACACGAAGAAGUUGUUCCGACGGAGGAGAAAUGACCGGAGACGGCAGCAGAGACCCCCAGGAGGAAACAAGCCCCAGCAGCAUGGUGACCACCAGCCAGGCAGUGCCAAACACAACAGGGACCACCAGAAAUCCUACCAGGGGGGCUCGGCACCCCACCCCUCAGGGAGGCCCACCCACCAUGGCUACAGCCAGAACCGACGCUGGCACCAUAGCAACAUGAAGCACCCCCCGGGCGACAAGGGGGAGGCAGGCGCCCACCGCAAUGCCAAAGAGACCGUGACCAUGGAGAGUUCCAAACUGGAGGACGCCCUGGGGGACACCGGGCACAGCGGCCUCGAACCCCCCUGCAGCCCUGAUGUGCUUGCCCCAGUGGCUUCUGAGAGGCUGCCCCUGCAGCAGUUGGGGGGUCCGGAGGCUGAGACAAAGCGUAAAGACAGUAUUAUUCCCGAGCGCAUCGGGGAGCGGCCCAAAAUUACCCUGCUCCAAUCUUCCAAAGACAGGCUGCGGCGAAGGCUGAAAGAAAAGGUACCGGACGAAGUGGCCGUGGAGACCACCAGCCCUCAGCAGAACAAGAUGGACAAGUUGAUCGAGAUCCUGAACAGCAUGCGGAACAACAGCAGCGACGUGGACGCCAAGCUCAGCACCUUCAUGGAGGAGGCCCAGAACUCGACCAACUCCGAGGAGAUGCUGGGAGAGAUCGUCCGGACCAUCUACCAGAAGGCCGUGUCCGACCGCAGCUUCGCCUUCACGGCCGCCAAGCUCUGUGACAAGAUGGCACUCUUCAUGGUGGAGGGGACCAAGUUCCGGAGCCUGCUUCUCAACAUGCUUCAGAAGGACUUCACCGUCCGGGAAGAGCUUCAGCAGCAGGACGUGGAGCGCUGGCUCGGCUUCAUCACCUUCCUGUGUGAGGUGUUCGGCACCAUGCGCAGCAGCACGGGCGAGCCCUUCCGCGUGCUCGUCUGCCCCAUCUACACCUGCCUCAGGGAGCUCUUGCAAUCUCAGGAUGUGAAGGAAGAUGCCGUCCUGUGCUGCUCGAUGGAGCUGCAGAGCACAGGCCGGCUGCUGGAGGAGCAGCUGCCUGAGAUGAUGACCGAGCUCCUGGCCAGCGCCCGCGACAAGAUGCUCUGCCCCUCAGAGUCGAUGCUGACCCGGUCGCUGCUUCUGGAGGUCAUCGAGCUCCAUGCCAACAGCUGGAACCCUCUGACGCCCCCCAUCACGCAGUACUACAACAGAACCAUCCAGAAACUGACAGCCUGACAGCCAGGGGGCCUGGCGGGCGGCCCGCGGGCAGCUGGGGCCCUGGUACCCAGGGCCAGAUGGACAGGCGGGAGGACAGGGGUGGCCCUGGCGGGAGAAAGAAGUGGGGAGGGAAGCAGGCAGAGCCGGUGGCCAGGCUGGAGCCAGACAGGGAAGGAGGAGUGCCCCUCGUCCGAGCCCCCCCAGCCCCACGCAUGCGGCAGCUCUCACCAAUAAGGGAAGCAUGUUUCUUUCUCAUGGUGGCCCUGGUCGCCCCUCCCCACUCCCACUCCUCCCUGCCCCCUCCCGCCAGCCUCGUCCCCCGCAGGGCUUUGUGCAAGGGGUUUCAUCUCCGUGACUCCUCUGAGGGCCUGGCAGCGCCGCACGCCAGGGUACCGCUUGGGUCAGAAAGGACCUCAGAAGGCUGAAAAAGUGGGUCGGAGACGGGCUUGCAUUGUUCCUGCUGUCAGCCGCCGUCGCCAACUGGCAGCAGGCGACGUAGAGCAGAUGUCCAGGAGGACAAAGGCAGGCACGGUCCCCACCGGCCGCCUGUAAUUGACGGCCUUUGUCCUGCGCGGUCAGACUGGGGGUCGGAGGCUUCUCCUCUAACCUUCGCGCUGCACCCUCCCCACUUCCAGGUCCUCCUCCCGGUGGCCCCCAAGCCUCAGGCCCAGGGGGUGGGGCGCAGGGAGGGGAGCGGGAGUGUGCGGGUCUACUCAUACUCUGGUGUUUUAUUGUUUUAUUUUCCAAAGUCAGCUGCUUUGAAGUCUCCUCUCAAUGAAAAGAGUCCGAGAUGUGAUCACACAGUCAGCACCACGAGGACCCCCCUGAUCAGUGGAAGGAUCAAACCCAGCCCCCUCUGGAAGGAUUCUAGCCACAGAUAGCUUGCCAGUAGCCAAUUAGGGUAAUUGGAAACUUCUGCCCCAGCGGGGGUCCCGCUGGAACCCUGUGCUCUGCUCGGCAGCCCUUGGCUUCCAGGACCUCUGUUCUCUUCUUCUAGCCGUGCUCUGUCAAAGGUCUGACACUGUCACAGGCGCCAGGAGUGCGUUAAACCCCGUCCUGGCUUGGGGGCAGUGGGG
Molecule: messenger RNA, 2886 nt
Organism: Lontra canadensis (Northern American river otter)
Lineage: Eukaryota; Metazoa; Chordata; Mammalia; Carnivora; Mustelidae
Gene: CTIF
Product: cap binding complex dependent translation initiation factor
Exons: 11
Coding region: 26-1828 (600 amino acids)
Biological process (GO): regulation of translational initiation
Cellular component (GO): cytosol
Molecular function (GO): RNA binding; translation activator activity; protein binding
Source: RefSeq, a predicted model, not a curated record